AUGAGUAUGGAUAUUCCUGGCGUGUUCAAUUUCUUUAAAGGGCAUCCAUCAUUCAGGUUAUUACCAAAUAGAGCUGUUAUCGCUGCUACAACAAAACUAUUAGACCCAGAAUUCAGGGAUUAUGAUGACGAUACGAAUAAUAGGCAUCCUUUAACGUAUGGGUCUGAUGAAGGUGCGUAUUGGGUUCGUGAUGCAAUCACCACGUUCAACAAUGAUCAAACAUUCCGAUUUCAGAAGGACGACAGAGGACGAUCGAAACCCGAGUUUUUAAAUCUUGAUUCAGGAGCGUCUUAUGGUGUGCUGAGUAUACUGUUGCAAACUACGUUACCACAUACUGGCUAUACAAAACAAGCAUUUGUCGUCACACCGACCUACUUUUUGAUCAACAGUUGUUUUAUCGAUGCAGGGUUCUCCGGCAAGAUAACAGCCAUUGACGAGAUUGGUAACGGAGAGAUCAAUAUCGACCUAUUAGAGAGAAAAUUGGAACAAUUUGAGAAGGAUCCAAAGGACUCUCAGGGAGAAGAAGCUUUAAAACCGAUCAUGAAUCCCCUCAGAAAAGGUCAGAAGAAAAUAUAUAAGUACGUGAUGUAUUGUAUCCCCACCUUUUCCAAUCCUUCUGGAUCCUCAUAUUCGGAGGAGACAAAGCUGAAAUUGAUUGAUAUCGCCCGUAAGUAUGAUAUGCUGAUUAUUACAGAUGACGUGUACGAUAUGUUGACAUUCGAGGAACCGUUUGAUGAGCUACCCAAGCCUCUCAUCCGAUUUGUCCAGUUAGAUAGAAGAAGUAACGAGGAUCCCGAGAGCUAUGGUAAUACGGUGUCUAAUGCGACGUUUUCGAAACUGAUUGCACCGGGGCUUAGAUUUGGCUAUCACGAAACAGUUACAGACAAACUAGCAGCCCAGUUGUCUCAUGGGGGUGCAAACACGUCUGGUGGAACUCCGUCACAACUGAACUCUAUGAUUGUCGGUACUAUGUUACUUAAUGGAUCUGCUGCUAAAGUCCUCUCCAGAUUCAGGGAAGAAUUUGCGAACAGAGCAGAAGCACUAUAUGAAUCAAUCAAAAAGUUUCUACCGAAGGAGACAAUGUUCGAAAUGCCCAAGGGUGGGUACUUUAGUUGGUUGACAUUACCUGAAGGGUACGAUGCAAGAGAAAUAGGUAAGAUAGCUUACGAAACAUAUGGAAUUAUACUUGCAAAUGGUUCUGACUUUGAAGUCAUAGGUGAUGAGAGAAACUGGGGUGCUAGAAGUAUCAGAAUGUCUAUUAGCUUUCUUGAAGUUGAUGCCAUAAGUAGUGGUAUCGAGUUAUUAGGCAAGGUCUGUCAAGAGUAUGCGAGUAAAAAGGGGAUUGAAUUUUAA
Molecule: messenger RNA, 1353 nt
Organism: Zygotorulaspora mrakii
Lineage: Eukaryota; Fungi; Ascomycota; Saccharomycetes; Saccharomycetales; Saccharomycetaceae
Product: 2-aminoadipate transaminase
Exons: 1
Coding region: 1-1353 (450 amino acids)
Biological process (GO): biosynthetic process
Molecular function (GO): L-2-aminoadipate:2-oxoglutarate transaminase activity; pyridoxal phosphate binding
Source: RefSeq, a predicted model, not a curated record